Messenger RNA from Perca flavescens (yellow perch), 2203 nucleotides. It is a transcript of the gene fam78ba, whose product is annotated as family with sequence similarity 78 member Ba. NCBI's taxonomy places the organism in Eukaryota, Metazoa, Chordata, Actinopteri, Perciformes, Percidae. The record is from RefSeq and is a predicted model, not a curated record. The transcript is spliced from 3 exons. The coding region runs from base 428 to 1285 and encodes 285 amino acids.
UUGACAUGACAGCGCAGAGCCGGGAGCAGAGCAGCAGGAUCAAGGGGCACCGACGUGCAGCCGGGCGUGUGGACUCGACAAGGAAUAGAGGAGCCUCCGGACGCACGGCGGAGAAGCAGCAGCAGCCCAGGGGAGGUCGGAUUGCAGUUUCUGGGGACGAGCGCCAAGGGCAGUGCGGCAGUCAGCAGGCAGACCGGGGGGAGGAGGCUGCGGAGAUCUGUGAUACUUCCCCCCCAGGCCCCACUGCGCGCUCACCCCCAUAUCAUCCUGAAAAUAUGACGGUGGACGCUUUUAUGUUUGAUCAAUGGUGACUGUAAAACUCCCCAUCACUUUCUGUCCUUUUUUUCCUCCCCAACCAAUCAGUGAUGAUGGGCAAUUAAAAGAUUAGAUCUGCUCUUCAGGCAAGGGUGGACCCCGGAGGGGACUGAUGUGCAUACUGGCCAGGUAUCAUUUGCUCCCUUCUUCUCUGGUUUUGCUCAUUUUGCUUGUCGCCUGCACUAUGGGCUGUAUUCAGAGCAUCGCAUGCAAGCCCCGCAUCAGACGGGAGAACAUUGUGGUGUACGAGGUGUCAGCCUCUAUUGACCAGUGUCCUACCAUCAUUGAGGAGAACUCACCAAUUGUGCUCCGUUACAAGACGCCUUACUUUAGGGCCUCAGCAGGUGUUGUGAUGCCACCAGUGCCCCGCAAUGAAACCUGGGUGGUGGGUUGGAUCCAGGCUUGUACCCAGAUGGAGUUCUACAACACCUAUGGUGAUAUUGGCAUGUCCAGCUGGGAGUUACCGGAGCUUCGAGAGGGUCGGGUCAAGGCCAUCAGCGACUCAGAUGGCGUCAGCUACCCCUGGUACGGCAACACCACCGAGACAGUCACACUGACCGGACCUACGUCCAAACCGUCCCGUCUGACGGUCAGCAUGAAUGACAACUUCUACCCCAGCGUGACCUGGGCAGUACCCAUCAGCAACAGCAACACACCAAUGCUGACCCACAUCACCAGGGACCAGAGCUUCAUCACCUGGCUGGUGGCCAUGAACUCCGUCACCAAGGAGCGCAUCGUGUUGCAGACGGUGCAGUGGCGGAUGCGGGUGGACAUUGCUGUGGACCCUGACAUGCCUCUGGGGUCUCGGGCCUCGUUGGUGGGUCGUCCCUACCAGGAGCAACCGCACAUCCUCAACUACCAAGAGCCCAUCCCUCCCAACGCGCUGGGGAGGCCGAAUGCCAACGACGCCCAAGUGCUAAUGUGGAGGCCACGGAGAGGGGCGCCACUAGUGGUCAUACCGCCAAAAUAAGAGGGUCAAAUGGUUGCACAGACACAAGUAUAAUUUUUCCCUCUUGCAGAAAAAGGGGAUAUGAAGGUGAUGAAGUCAAGAAGCCUAUCAGAGAAGAGAGAACCGAUGGUUUCCCUGCGCUCAAGAUGCCAGUGGCUCAUUAUCCCUGAAAGAUUUAAGUGGACCAGUAUAACAAGCCAGAGUGGAUAUUACAUCUGGGAUCUGACACAGCACGGUGUCAGAAUGGAAGUCUACAACAAACUAGUGUCAAGGGCCCGGGUUGCAUCAAGGCUUUUUUGGCCCACACCAUGUUUUGGACUGCGUUAAAGAGUUCUGCCUGCUUUUAGCGAAGAAGGAACGCUGUUUUUAGAUGUACCACAGAGGUAUUAGCCCACAACGAGAACUGCAUCCUGCAUCCUUAUGUAGAUCUUAUUGCAUGAGAGAGUGAGAGAGACACAAGAAAAAAACUGUCCUUAAGAAGUUUAAAGUUAGCAUUUUUUUUGUAUAACUUGAUACCUGAAGACAUUUUGAUUGAAAAGCCAGCCAAAAGAAUCCCUGCGGGCUGGUUAAACCUCGAUAGUGCCAACAAAGGCCUUCAGCACACUCAGUACCAGAGUUAAAGGAUGUAUUCAGAGAAUUUAAAAGAGACAAAGUAUUAUAUGAAUCUUUUUAAGUUAAGAUAAACUCAUGCAUCAAUCAGAUUGUAUUAAGAGCACCCACCUUGCAUAAAAGUCUGGAAGAAAAACUGUUGUAGUUUUCACUGGAGUUUUAAUAAUACACCAAAUUUUUUUUCUUUUAUUUUCAACUCCCUCGACCUCCGUCAUACAGCAGGUAUUUUAUUAAGAUGGGUGACAAACUAUUAGAGAAAGGAGUUGGAUCUGUUAACAGAUUAAAUAAAUAAUGUCAGCUAUGCUUUCAAUAAGUGUAAUGACUUGGAAA